Molecule: messenger RNA, 5756 nt
Organism: Xiphias gladius (swordfish)
Lineage: Eukaryota; Metazoa; Chordata; Actinopteri; Istiophoriformes; Xiphiidae
Gene: osbpl6
Product: oxysterol binding protein-like 6
Exons: 23
Coding region: 371-3133 (920 amino acids)
Cellular component (GO): perinuclear endoplasmic reticulum; plasma membrane; intracellular membrane-bounded organelle
Molecular function (GO): cholesterol binding
Source: RefSeq, a predicted model, not a curated record
CUGAGCUGAGCCGAGCAUCACAGCCCGCAUUCAAGGAAACGGGCGAACACAGCACUUUUUUCUUUUUUUUUUUUGACUUUCCGUAAUGUUCUAGCCUCCGUACGGUGCACGUCUUUCGGAAGAAGGAAACAGAUGUACUGGAUGUGUAACGCUAUGGAGGCCGUUUGUCUUUGAGAGGCUGGGAAUCUCUGGCCAGUCAAGGGAGACCCCUUCAAUUGUUUCCUGCGCCAAGAACUGUAAAGACAUGGUCAUCGCACCGCAGCUGUGAUGAACAGCAAGAAGUGAGCGUGAGAACGUGUCAGAGGAUGCUCCUGAUCUGUGGUGCCCAGUGCUGAGGGAGGUCCACAGAGCCAACUGGUUGGUGCCCACCAUGUCUUACCACCAACACUAUCAGCGAGGCCCCCAUGGCCGCACCAUCAGCUCUGAGGAGAGGAGCGCCACGCCAGUCAACAAGACUUCCACACCGGUUCACAAGAGCGCAUCCUCCUCUUCCUCUUCCCAGCGCGACAGCCGGCAGGAGGCAGACAGCUGGGAAAUCAUUGAAGGGCUGAAAAUCGGUCAGAGCAACGUCCAGAGACCUGAUAAACACGAGGGUUUUAUGUUGAAGAAGCGGAAAUGGCCCCUGAAAGGCUGGCACAAGCGUUUUUUUGUUCUGGACAAUGGUAUCCUGAAGUACUCUAAGUCCCCCAUUGAUAUCCAGAAAGGCAAACUCCAUGGCAGCAUCGACGUCGGCCUCUCAGUCAUGUCCAUCAAAAAGAGGGCCCGACGCAUCGACCUGGACACCGAGGAGCAUAUCUAUCACCUGAAGGUCAAAUCUCAAGAAAUCUUUGAUGCCUGGGUGUCCAAGUUGCGUCACCACCGACUUUACAGACAGAAUGAGAUUGUGCGGUCUCCCCGUGAUGCCACCAUGCGAACCUUUCCUCCCCCGGCUGCCAUGGAGUCCCCCAAACCUGCUGCAAGCGUGGUCCAUGAAUCAAAGGCCAAGCCAAGCAGCUUGCCGUGGCAGCCGGUGGCCCCCAGCAACAGCAGCAGCAGCAGCCUGCCUGCGUCCUACAGUAACGGCCAGAGCAAGGUGGUUGCUUGGCUGCAGGAAUCAGAGGAGAUGGACAAGUGUGCAGAGGAGCUCGCACGAUGCCAGUCCAACCUGACUGAGCUGACACGGUUAUUGCAGAGUCUGGAGAUUCUACAAAGGACACAGUCAGCACCCAACUUCACAGAUAUGCAGACCAAUUGUGUAGAAUUGUCAAAGAAAGACAAGCGCUUGAACAGAAGAUGGAGAACAAAAAGUGUCGGCAAAGAUGCAAAAUUCCAGCUUCAGGUCCCCCUGUCUGCCAGCAUGGCCCCUGUCCGCCUCCACUCAUCCAAUCCCAACCUGUGUGCCGAGCUGGUGGACUUUCAGCCCCCUGUCUCCCGGCUGACAGACAGCGUGGAGUGUGCCAGCGACUACAUUAAACUCCAGGAGGAAUUCUGCACCAUCGCCCAGAAAGUCCACUCCCUGCUGAAGUCGGCCUUCAACACUGUGGCCAUAGAGAAAGAAAAGAUCAAACAGAUUCUCUGUGACCAGGAACAGUCAGACCAGUCAGCCCAGAUCAACUCUCUCAGGAAGUCUCUGUCACAGGCCCUGUCCCAAAAUGCAGAGCUUCGAACUCGACUCAACCGCAUCCACUCUGAAUCUGUCCUGACUGAACAAGUUGUCAGUGUGAACAUCAUCUCCACGCCUGAUGAGGCCGGGGAACAGAUGGGGAUCCCUCUGACUCAGCAGGCCUCUAAUGAGAGCCGACUCUCCAUGUCGGAGUCUGUCUCCGAGUUCUUUGAUGCCCAGGAAGUGCUGCUGUCAGCCAGCUCGUCGGAGAAUGAGGGCUCAGACGAUGAGUCAUAUGUCAGUGAUGUGAGCGAUAACAUUUCCGAGGACAACGCCAGUGUGACUGAUAACGUCUCCAGACAGAUGGCCAACGGAGACUUUGCUGGCAGUGCCUUCCGUAACGGGCGACGCACCUGCCUGCCGGCGCCGUGUCCUGACACCAGCAACAUCAACCUCUGGAACAUCUUGAGAAACAACAUCGGCAAGGACCUGUCUAAAGUGUCCAUGCCCGUGGAGCUCAACGAGCCCCUCAACACCCUGCAGCGGAUGUGCGAGGAGCUGGAGUACAGCGAGCUGCUGGACAAGGCUGCCGAGACCGAGGAUCCCUUCGAACGCAUGGUUCUCGUUGCUGCCUUUGCUGUCUCAGGCUACUCAUCCACUUACUACAGAGCAGGAAGUAAGCCAUUCAACCCGCUACUUGGAGAGACUUAUGAAUGUAUUCGGGAAGACAAGGGAUUCUGUUUUUUUUCGGAACAGGUGAGCCACCACCCUCCCAUCUCUGCCUGCCUCUGUGAGUCUAAGAACUUCACCUUCUGGCAAGAUGUGAGAUGGAAAAACAAAUUCUGGGGAAAAUCAAUGGAGAUUUUGCCUGUAGGGACCGUGAAUCUCUUGAUUCCCAGGUUUGGGGACCAAUAUGAAUGGAACAAAGUCACCACCUGUGUACACAACAUCCUCAGCGGACGACGGUGGAUCGAACACUACGGGGAGAUCACCAUCAGAAACACAAAGAGCAGCGCCUGCCUCUGCAAACUUACCUUCGUCAAGGGAAACUACUGGAGCUCUAAUGUGAAUGAGGUUCAAGGAUUUGUGAUGGAUCAAGAAGGGAAAGUGAUCCACAGGCUUUUUGGAAAAUGGCAUGAGGGCCUUUACUGCGGUGUCCCACCUUCUGCCAAAUGCAUCUGGAGGCCAGGCUCCAUGCCCACAGACUAUGAGCUGUACUAUGGCUUCACCAGGUUCGCCAUUGAACUGAAUGAGCUCUGCCCCGAGUUGAAAGACGUCUUGCCGCGAACAGAUGCCAGAUUCAGGCCCGAUCAAAGGCAUCUCGAAGAAGGGAACUUGGAGAUGGCAUCCUCAGAGAAGCAGCGUAUUGAGGACAUGCAGAGAGCCAGGAGGAAGUGGAACGAGGAGAACAACAUCAGACAGGAGCCACGCUUCUUCAAGAAAGUGGUUGAUGCCAAUCACAGGGAGAGGUGGGUCUCCAACAACAUGUACUGGGAGCUCCGCAAAAACCCCGGCUUCAUCAAUAUGGAAUCUACAGCGAACCUCUGGUAGCAAAUGGAUUGUUCUGUCCAUCAUGUCGUCAUCGCAGACUAGAAGGCUGUUACCUAUGCACAAUAAGGCGCUGAGAAAAGCACGUUAUUGAUCAAACAUCCGUGUGCAUGGAUAGGAGCAGCUGCCGAGCUGAAGGAUGGCCCUAUGCCCAGUGACCCUGUCGAGGUUCUGUGGCGCUGCCACGCGGUCAUCCAUCCAUGGAAACAUCCUGUAGGAUCACCUUCAUAGUGCUUCUCCAAGCUGGGUUGUCAGGGCAACAAUUGUAACACUCCUAUGUAGAUCUGUCCAAAUCUCCUUUGACUUCUGAGUAUAUUUCCUUGCCUUAAAACGACGUCACAUGAUUUAGCGCUUUUUAGUUGAAGCCAUUUGAUUUCUGACAGCCGUUUUGGUUAGACUAGUCUAUGAAGUAGACAUUUUAAUUACCUACGAUACCGUGCAUGUUUAGAGAGCAGCUUUCACUGGCAUAAUGCCAUAUUUACUACAUCAUCAUUUAUUGUAGAAAAAAAGAGGUAUUUUUAUAAAAUAUCUUGGACUCAGAAUUUAGUGAAAAAGUACUAUGUGAAUUGGCAGAUUUUAUUUAUUCUUGCCUUUUAAUACUGUUGAAUCUUUGCAUAGCAGUAUUGUCUCUCGGGAAACAACUCAUUUACUUCAUACCCUACCCCAGACCUGGCCUAGCGUCCCCUUCGAUCAUGAGUCCACGCCCUGCACACUGUCUAAUUAUAAACAUCGUUACGUGAAACCAACUCCUUUGAAUCACAUGGUUACAUAAAUACAUACACAGCUCCCUCCAUGUACAGUGGGCAAACACACUCAGUCUGUCCUGAAUGUGGUGCAGAUAAAUGGGUUUCGUUGAAAUAACAGACACUCAAACAUUAGGCACUUAGAUGCUCGAUCAUCUAAGUGUCGAGAGUCUAAGAAAAGAUGGUGUAGUAGGUCAUACAGAUUGUAAAACCCUCUGAGACAAGUUUGUGAUUCUGUGCUUUAUAAAUAUUUGACUGAGUAAAAUACUGACAUAUUUCCAUUAUGAGACCAAACACUCAUUUACUGUACAUCCAGCCACGAAGGGAUAUAGCGCUUUUUAAUUACAAUUCUUUAAUUAAUAAAUCGAUAAUUUUCGGUCAGAAGUAAUGACAAAUUCCCAUCACAGUUUGCCAAAGCGAUGUCUCGAACGCACACUCUUGCUCUGACUAACAACCAGAAAUGUUCAUUUAUAAUGUUACGAAACAAAGAAAAGUAGUAACUCUGGGCAUUUGUGAAACUAUUACCAGCAAAUGUUUGGUUUUUCUUGAUAAAUUACCUACAUUAUUAAACAGUUAAUGAAAACGAGAGUACAUUUUCCUCUAAUGAAUUAACCAAUCAGUUAAUUAUGUCAGCAAUCCCAGAGCCAUUCAGUUACCUGCAUACAGUUAUGAAACACUAGAGACACCUACAGGACAUCCUGUGAAAAUGCAGUUUCAGGAUACUGGAGGACAAUGUACAAGUGUUAAAGCUUACAUUUCAAUGUGUCCGAUUCCCCAGAGACUUUACUGCUAUAAUGUGGAGUUCCCUAAAGCACCAGUUACUUAUUUGAAGUUUCUAUAUUUAUUGCAAACCAGAUUAGCUUUUAAGUUUUAACUAGUGCCCCCCCCCCCCUUUUGUGUUACAGAGUAAGAAAAUAUAACACAGGGUCUUUUAUUGAAACUCAACCUCAACACAUGCGAGCAGUCACACAUUGUCCAUGUGUAUGAGAGUGCAUUUUAAGUCGAUCCCCCUCAUUCAGGACUGCAAGGUGAGGACCCUGAAGGAGAGAGAGUGAAUAUAAAUAUGUAGAAUGAAAACUAUGUGAAGCAAAUCCAUCCUGUGUGCACUGUUCACAUGGUGCGGUAGAUUACAAACCAAAAAGGUAGUACUGCUUUGCAUCUAUAUACUUUUUUUUUUUAAAUGUAUCUUAUGUGCUUUUAAUUUUAUCCCCGAUCACAAACUCAAUGCUACAUCUCGUCGCGUCAGUUUCACUUGCUGUGCCUUAAUGCAUUUAUUAAUGCCUCACAAACACAUUACUGAUGAGAAUCCCCAUGCCAAGAUGAAGGUAUGCCAUUAACAAGUCAAACUCCACACAUUCUCCAGUCUCCACCUGUCUACAGAUGAUAAAUUCUAUUGAGGAGUUAGCUGUGGACAAAAUGGUUUUGAAGGAGAUGUCUUUGAUGUUAUAAGUGGGGGAAAAAAAAAAAAAAAGGUAUAUCUGACUGUAAAACGCUUGCAGUGUUAAAAGAUGUUCUGCACUGCUCUGCUGCUCCAACAUGUAACCCGUACAUUUUUGGUGAUCACUGUAAAUACAGCACAUUUAGAAGAUGGGUAACUACGGCAAGAGCUAAUUCCUUUUUCCUUCUACAUCAGUGAUUGUUUUUUUUGUUUUUGUUUUUUUAACAAGACUGAAUCCCAGCAGUUUUGAGUGGAGGUAGGGGCAAUGCUUUGCGUAGCGUUUGGUAUCAUAGAGUCAGACUGUAGUGGGAAACAGAAAAAAAAAAAAAUCUAAACUUUCUCAUGCUUUCCUCAUCCAUUGUUCUACCUGCAUGUCUAGACAACUUAGCCUGCCAAUGAAUGUUGCAGAUGCCUUAUUAAAAAAAAAAAAAAAAAAAUUUGUUUU